AUGAGUGUUCUCCCUGGCAUUGCCCUUCCCCUUGUCUCCCUUCUCCAUGUCUCCAGGCAAUUCCCAGGAUGUGGGAACAUUGUGACCUUCUCCCAGUUCCUCUUCAUCGCCGUGGAAGGCUUCAUCUUCGAAGCCAACUUUGGGAGGAAGAAACCAGCCAUACCACUGAGGUACUAUUUCAUCAUGGUGGCCAUGUUCUUCACUGUCAGUGUGGUGAAUAACUAUGCCCUGAACUUAAAUAUUGCCAUGCCACUGCACAUGAUCUUCAGAUCAGGCUCUCUCAUAGCGAGCAUGGCUCUUGGUAUCAUCAUUCUGAAGAAAAGAUACAGCAUUUUUAAGUACACCUCCAUAGCCCUGGUGUCCUUGGGGAUCUUCACCUGCACCUUCAUGUCUGCAAAGCAAGUGGCAUCUGACUCCAGCUUGAAGGAAGAGGAUGGACUCCAGAUUUUCUUCUGGUGGCUUCUAGGUAUUGCUGCCCUCACCUUCGCCCUCCUCAUGUCUGCCAGGAUGGGGAUUUUCCAGGAGACACUGUACAAGCAGUUUGGGAAGCACUCCAAAGAGGCCCUUUUUUACAACCACGCGUUACCCCUCCCUGGCUUUCUCCUCCUUGCCCCAAACAUCUACCACCAUGCACUCCUCUUCAGCCAGUCUGAGCCCUUCCAGGUCCCAGUGAUUGGGCUGACCCUGCCAAUCAUGUGGUUCUACCUCCUCAUGAAUGUCAUCACCCAGUAUCCUUUCAAACACAGCUUCAGACCUGCCAUGGGGGUGGCAGGAAG
This is a messenger RNA of Merops nubicus (carmine bee-eater), 776 nucleotides long. RefSeq names its product solute carrier family 35 (UDP-xylose/UDP-N-acetylglucosamine transporter), member B4 (gene SLC35B4). Gene Ontology annotation, biological process: transmembrane transport. The annotation marks the transcript as partial. Gene Ontology annotation, molecular function: UDP-N-acetylglucosamine transmembrane transporter activity; UDP-xylose transmembrane transporter activity. The record is from RefSeq and is a predicted model, not a curated record. The transcript is spliced from 8 exons. Gene Ontology annotation, cellular component: endoplasmic reticulum membrane; Golgi membrane. NCBI's taxonomy places the organism in Eukaryota, Metazoa, Chordata, Aves, Coraciiformes, Meropidae.